AUGCAACGAGGAUCCGGCUAGUAGGAAAUAUAAGUGCAAACCUCAGCUAAAACAUUCAUCACACCGUUUCAAGAUGAAGGUUCUUCUCCUGUGCACUGUACUGAUCGCUUCGGUUUGGACGUCUCCAUCCGUUCAAAGACCAGGAGCUCGCAUUAUUGGUGGAUCUGAUGCUGUUGCCAGUCAGUUCCCAUUCGUUGCCGCCAUCUAUAAGCAAACCGCCUCUGGAAAUUACUUCUGUGGAGGAGCUCUUUUGAACAAUAAGUGGAUUCUAACUGCUGCAAGCUGUGUCGUAGAUGCUCUGCUAUUUCAAAUUCGUCUAGGAUCUCACGAGCUAGACUCUACAAGUGCUAUAAGACUGGCAACUGACAGCUACGUUGUACACCCCGACUAUAACGUAGACACUUUGGAUAACGAUAUUGCCCUUAUUGAACUUCGUUUGCCAGUUGAAUUUACAGAUUACAUUCAGCCCAUUAUUUUGCCAGCCCGAGAUCUGACACGCUAUGCUGUGGUCACCGCAAUCGGUUGGGGUCAAACCAGUGACGAAGAUGCAGGCCUUAGUAAUAAGCUCCAGGCAGUAACUCUAACUGCACUUUCGAACGAGGAAUGUAGACUGUACUUUGGUAAUCAAAUUACUGACAACAUGGUUUGUGUGGAUGGUAACUACAACCAAGGAACUUGCUUGGGUGACACUGGGUCACCAUUGAUUCAGUUCCAAAAUGCUUUCACACCCACCGUUAUUGGAGUUUCUGCCUUCAUCAGUGGAAAUGGAUGUGAAUCCACAGAUCCAUCAGGGUUUAUAAGAACAUUUUUGUAUCUUGACUGGAUUAAGAACGUUACAGGCAUCGCCUAAGAACUGUGAAAUACGUUUAGAAAAUAUAUAUAAAUAUAGUAAAAUUCUAAAAAACUCUUAUUUUUUCCACCCAACCGGGAAUAAAAUGGUACUUUAUUCCCCCGUUUUAGUAAUAAAGUGGUACUU
This is a messenger RNA of Zophobas morio, 976 nucleotides long. Its product is annotated as brachyurin-like. The transcript has 6 exons. Gene Ontology annotation, molecular function: serine-type endopeptidase activity. Bases 74 to 850 code for a protein of 258 amino acids. The record is from RefSeq and is a predicted model, not a curated record. NCBI's taxonomy places the organism in Eukaryota, Metazoa, Arthropoda, Insecta, Coleoptera, Tenebrionidae. Gene Ontology annotation, biological process: proteolysis.